CUAAUACGUGCCACUCACUUCUCACUUCUCUCUCUUUCCCUCACUAUCUUAGACUAUAAUACUUUGAAAAGUCUUAUUCUAAAGUUAUAUUUGUUUAUAUUUAUAUAUAUAUUUUUGGGACAGACAGAUAAUAUUACAUUUGAUUCAAACUCAAAC
Messenger RNA from Acytostelium subglobosum LB1, 156 nucleotides. RefSeq lists its product as hypothetical. The record is from RefSeq and is a predicted model, not a curated record. Lineage: Eukaryota; Evosea; Eumycetozoa; Acytosteliales; Acytosteliaceae. The transcript has 2 exons. The annotation marks the transcript as partial.